AUGUCCACAAACCCGUCUGGUAGUGAAAUAAAACCUCUGCCACCCGUUCUGGAUGUAGAGGAAAGCCGCGCGAAACGACUACAACGUCAACAGGCCCGCUUUCGUGCCAGAGGAGGAAUAUUCGUUCCCUCAAAUAGGAACCUUCUGGCUGAUAUUCUUCUCGGCCGAGCUGCACCAAGACAGUCGCCACGGAGAUCUCGCUCAAGGAGUUUAUCAUGUUCUCCUUCGAAGCCUAAUGGAGGAAAUACUGUUCUCGAUGAACGGGGACAACAUGUGCACUUGAGCUCGAAUGCCAUUCGCAGGAGCCCUCGGAAGGCCAAGGCUGGCGUUACGGAACGACCCGUGUCGGCUGGUCCAUCACGGGAAAAGCCAAUCAGCGCUCUCAAGAAGUCGUCAGCUUCAAAGGGGAAGAGAAAAGCGCCAGAUCCUGACAUCAGCGAAGAUGCGCCCGUGAAGAAAGCUCGAGGUAGACCAAGUAAGAAAGCAGUCCCUCCUGAGGAAGAGGAGGACGAGGACGCGAAACAAGCAGCCAAGACGACAUCUCGGAAGGGCAGGAAACCUACAGCGACCAAGCUACCUGCUUCGCAGAAAAGGAGCAAGGCUAAAGCUGUAGCGAGGCCUGAAGUCGCAGAAUGUGACGGUGAGCCUCCCGAAGAGGUGAAGCCGAAACGUAAGAGCCAGAAACCUGCAACGACCAAGCCAACUGCUGCGCAAAAAAAAGGGAAGGCUAAAGCUUUAGAGGAGACUGAGGCUGUGGAAUGUGGGGAGGUUGAUGCUGAGCCUCACGAAGAGUUAACGUCGAAGUCUAGAGCACGUAAGAGCUCUAAACUUGUGGUGACAUCGUUAAAGGACGCCACCGUGGCUGACUCUGACGCUAAACGGAAGCCUGCCGUCAAAACGUCGAAUGACCUUCCGAAACGCACGCGUUCGAAGAAACCAAAGGGAGUCUAUGUUGAGGUAUCAGAGGAUGAUGAUGAUCUCUCAGAACCAUCUCCAAAAAGGUCUUCCAAAUCAACAUCCAGGUCUAAACAAUCUGCUCUGGCUUCAAAGGGAGAGCCCAGUGCACAAGCGACUAAACCGAAGUCCGUUGGUAAGACGUUGACUGACUCCAAGCGUGCGCGCCCAAAGAAACCAGCUGAAGCAUCUGUUGCUUUGUCUGAGGAGGAUGAUGAUGAUCUCCCACAAUUGCCCCCCAAAAGGUCUUCUAAGUCAGCACCCAGGCCUCAGCGAUCUGCUCUGACAUCUGACGGCAAGAAGCCUCUUUCGGUCAUAGAAGAGGAAGAAGAGGAGGAGGAGGGGUCUCCAGUCGACAAGAAUGCGAAGAGAGAUGGGGGCAUGGCUGCAUCAGUAAGACCCAGAAAGCGCACCUUCAACGAAACCACGUCUAUGCAAGAGGACACUCUCGAUGCAGACGACCAUCCUCUGCGCAAGCGCUGCAAGACAGUGGCUCCCAGCAAGCCUGCCUCACAGAUCAAGGAAGAUAUCAAUACUUCAUCUGAUCCCAACAACGCGCCAAUCUCACACAAGCAGGCUAAAGCUGUUCGGGGGAAACCUAGACCUCGAAAAGCGCCCGCAGGUGCCGAGGAGGUAGACAAGGCGCCGAAAAGCGAUAGUAGCGCUACCAAGCGGAAGAAAACUGUUGUCCAGGAACUUGGGGGACGUCCUUCCAAGAAGUCCAAGGUAGAGACAACAAGCACCGAUAAAUCUUUUGCUAGUGAAGCCCUUGAAAGUGAGGCUAUGGCGAACACUAACGGAAGGCAGACAAAGACAAAGAGAACGAAGACUUCCAAGAAAGAGAACACUCGAGGUGUCCCAAAGGCCUCUGAGGAUUCAAAAGUUUAUACCAAAGUCGCACCUCACAAAGGUCCUCCACAGAGUGUGCUACUACGCAUCCAAAAGAUUGCACCUCGCAAGCAUGAUGAUGACAAUGAACCUGACCCCAUUGACUUUCUAUCGUGA
Messenger RNA from Laccaria bicolor S238N-H82, 1959 nucleotides. RefSeq lists its product as uncharacterized. Bases 1 to 1959 code for a protein of 652 amino acids. NCBI's taxonomy places the organism in Eukaryota, Fungi, Basidiomycota, Agaricomycetes, Agaricales, Hydnangiaceae. The transcript is spliced from 7 exons. The record is from RefSeq and is a predicted model, not a curated record.